Molecule: messenger RNA, 828 nt
Organism: Camelina sativa (false flax)
Lineage: Eukaryota; Viridiplantae; Streptophyta; Magnoliopsida; Brassicales; Brassicaceae
Source: RefSeq, a predicted model, not a curated record
AUGGGAAAUGGGAAACGGGUAAGCUUUUGGCAUGAUUGGUGGACGCCUUUUGGACCGCUCAUCAACUUCCUGGGGCCAACGGGACCAAGUCAAACUGGCAUCCCUCUACACUAUUCUGUAGCCAUGGCAUGCUCCCAGAGGUCAUGGAGGCUAAGACCAGCCCGAUCGCCACAAGCAGAGCAACUGCACAUUCAAUUAACAACAGUGCAACUUCCAGCUUCCACAAACGAACUGGACUCAUUCCUCUGGCAAACUAAAGGUGAACGCUCAAACAAAUUCAAUAUUCAGAAAACCUGGGAGGCUCUCCGUUACAGACAAGGGUCUGUACCGUGGUCAAAGCAAGUUUGGUACAAAGGCGCUAUCCCAAGACAUGCAUUUCUUCUGUGGAUCACUCAUCUAAACCAGCUCCCAACGAGAUCUAGAUUGGCUACCUGGGGAAUGCAGAUCGAUACAUCUUGUUGCAUAUGCGGGCUCUAUCCUGAAACUAGGGAUCAUCUAUUCCUCCACUGUGACUAUAGUGAGGUAUUAUGGGCUGAGGUUACAAAACGGCUAGGCUAUAGACCUUUUGUGUUUCAAACUUGGGAAGCUCUUUUGGCCUGGAUGGAUUGUUCAGACGCUAGUUCUACUCAAACGCUAAGGAGGCUAGUUUCACAGGCUGUUAUUUACGCCUUGUGGAAUGAAAGGAAUAACCGGCUGCACAAUAAUAACUUCACACCAUCACAUGUGCAAUUUAAGGUUCUGGAUAGACAAGUCAGAGACGCCAUUCUUGAAAAGGGUCAUAGGAAAAACUUCAAAUAUCUUUUGGGACAAUGGUUGAAGCACCUAUAG